Esox lucius (northern pike) is the source of this 1205-nucleotide messenger RNA. Its product is annotated as tryptase-2. Gene Ontology annotation, biological process: proteolysis. The record is from RefSeq and is a predicted model, not a curated record. The coding region runs from base 42 to 887 and encodes 281 amino acids. NCBI's taxonomy places the organism in Eukaryota, Metazoa, Chordata, Actinopteri, Esociformes, Esocidae. The transcript has 5 exons. Gene Ontology annotation, molecular function: serine-type endopeptidase activity.
UAGCAGUCAGUCAUUUUGUGUCUCUCUGCCUGGUUGGUUGGAUGCUGACUGGAAGAGCAAUGGGCUUUUGGGGAUUGCUGUUUGCAGUUCUAUCUGUCCAUGAUGCUGCAGGACUGUUUGUGCCCCAGGCUCGAAGCUCAAUCAUAGGGGGCGAAGAAGCUUACAAGGGCAAAUGGCCGUGGAUGGCCUACCUGAAGACCAGUUCUGCUGAGGGAAACACCUUGAAUUGUGGCGGUUCUCUCCUUAAUGAAGACUGGGUGCUCACUGCAGCACACUGUGUGGACCCCGAUGACGUUGUUCCAGAGAAGUCCUACGUUUUGCUGGGCGUACACAGCCUAGAGGAGCUGGAGGACCCCGAUGUGGUUGUUCGAGCCAUAUCACAAGUUGUCAUUCACCCUGACUAUAAGUUCUUGAGUAACGUUCCUGUAAAUGACAUUGCCUUGGUGAAGGUCAAUCAGAGUGUGGCCUUGACAAAACUGGUUGGGCGUGUAAAACUGCCAGAAACUGAUGACAAUUUCAGCUCUGCGUCUGAGUGCUGGGUGACUGGCUGGGGUGAAACCACGGAUGGCGCACCACGCGAUGGGAUUCUGCAGCAGCUGAAUAUACCCAUUGUUAGUAAGAAGGAUUGCCUCAAAGUGUACCCGCACCUUUCCUCCAACUUCAUGUGUGCUGGAGACAGGAAGGGUGGGAUGGACACCUGUGUGGAGGACGCUGGUGGGCCAUUGGUGUGUGUCUCUGCUGGUGAGUUUCUCCAGGUGGGAAUCAUAGGUUUUAGGCCUUCCUGUACUACAAGACACAACCCUGGACUCUACACCCGGGUGGCCAGCUACCUGGACUUCAUCAAAGGGACCAUUAACCCUGUCACGAAGGCUUUUGCUAAGGCCUAAGUAGUCCUGUUUUUCACAUGAAACAGUCACAUUUCUUUUAAUCUAUUUUUCACAGCUGAAUAGAAAGAAAAAAAGUAAAUUUUUGUGAUUACUUAAUGGACAUUGAUUUCCUUAUCCUAUAUCAAAGAAAAAUAUAUGGCAGCAACUCAUGCAUUGUUCUAGUUUACUUUUUGUAGCUACAUUUUAGUCCUAAAGGAUUAUGACAAGAAGCACAUGCAUUGAUCUCAUAGAUAAAAUGAGGCUUUUAUUCAUCUAUUUAUAGGCUUGACUGUGACUUUAAUCCUCUGAUGAUCCUUUAAUAAACUCUGCAAGCAUCAA